Argentina anserina (silverweed cinquefoil) is the source of this 512-nucleotide messenger RNA. RefSeq lists its product as uncharacterized. The transcript is spliced from 3 exons. The record is from RefSeq and is a predicted model, not a curated record. Lineage: Eukaryota; Viridiplantae; Streptophyta; Magnoliopsida; Rosales; Rosaceae. The annotation marks the transcript as partial. Gene Ontology annotation, molecular function: actin binding.
AGCGUCGAACAAGAAGGCAUAAAAGUGACUCCUAUUGAAUUGGGCCAAUUCAUUGACUUCAUCAAAUGUGACAAGCUCCGCACAGAAAGCUUCAUUAUAGGGCCCAACCAAUAUGGUGUCACAUCAAUUCAUGAGAACUGGUUCUGUGCAAGGUGCAUGAACACAUCAAAACCAGCUGGUGAAGGGGCUAUUGUUAUGCAAACAGCAACAUUUUUCUUGAUUGCACUAUAUGAUGGUUCUAUUGGCUCAGCUUCUCGUGCUAUGUUUGCUGCUGAUCAGUUCGUGUGGCAAUUAAAUCGACGAAAUUUAUAACCGUGCCAAAUUCAGCUGUAUUGCCUGUACGCUUUUACCUUCUUAUCCUCUGGCACCUUAUUUUUGUUUUUGUUUUUGUUUAAUAAAUCUAUUUUUAAUGCUUCAAGUGGGACUAUAAUGUUGCAAUGGCAGUAGUAAUAAUGAAUAAUUAUUUAGCAUAAAUAAGAUGUUUGUUGAUUAAUACGUGACUUGGCAUGUUU